AUGAGCCACCCCACAGACAACACAAGCAACCGCAGACUGCUGUCAUCAGGUGCCUGUUUACCUGGGAAGAAACCAGACUGCCAGAGCCGUGCUGCCGAUAUCCUGCUGACAAUCCCUGAAAGUUUCAGACAGUCAAGGGACUUGAAAAUACACCAGCGAAUCCACACUGGAGAGAAACCAUAUACCUGUGCUGACUGUGGGAAGAGUUUCACACAGUCGCAAAGCCUGAAACGUCACCAGAGAAUCCACACUGGAGAGCAAUUACAUGUCUGUGCUGACUGUGGGAAGAGUUUCACACAGUCACAAAGCCUGAAACUUCAUGAGCAAAUCCACACUGGAGAGAAACUAUAUGACUGUGCUGACUGUGGAAAGAGUUUCAAUCAGUCAGGCACGUUGAAAAGACACCAGCAAAUCCACACAGGAGAGAAACCGUAUGUCUGUGCUGACUGUGGGAAGAGCUUCAAUCAGUCCGGCUAUUUGAAAAAACACCAGCAAAUUCACACUGGAGAGAAACAGAAUGUCUGUGCUGACUGUGGCAAGAGUUUCGCAAAUCUUAAAAACCACCUUUUAAUUCACACAGGAGAGAAUCCACAUCGCUGCAAUGACUGUGGGAAGAGUUUCAGACAGUCGGGCAACUUGAAAAUGCACCAGCGAAUCCACACUGGAGAGAAACCAUAUGUCUGUGCUGACUGUGGGAAGAGUUUCAGGCAGUUACAAAACCUGAAACUUCACCAGCGCAUCCACACUGGAGAGAAACCAUAUGUCUGUGCUGACUGUGGGAAGAGUUUCAGGCAGUUACAAAACCUGAAAAUGCACCAGAGAAAUCAUACAGGAGAGAAGCCGCAUCCAUGUACUAGUUGUGAAAAGAGUUUUAAUCGCUUAGGAAAUCUUAAAACCCACCUCUUAAUUCACACAGGAGAGAAGCCACAUCACUGUAAUGACUGUGGGAAAAGUUUCCAAUGGAUGUACUGCUUGAAAAGGCACCAGCGAUGCCACACAGCAGUGAAUCCAAGUUCCUCCAACCCAUGAGAAGUCUAUAUUCAACGUAUACGGUGUGGGAGAAAUUCAUAGUUGUAAUUGAAUGUACUUUGUAAAAUGACAUUUCGAAUCUUAAACUGUGAGACUUAAGGUGAUCUGACGUUAGUUAACUUUGUCUGCCCCCAACCUUCUCCCAUAACAUUCAAGAUCUACUUUAUCAUUCAGUCUUUUUUAUAUUGUGCCUUUCAUAGUGGACCACCACCACAAAGCGCUUUACAAGAUAGUGAGGAAUAAUGCAUAACACACA
This is a messenger RNA of Polyodon spathula (Mississippi paddlefish), 1285 nucleotides long. RefSeq names its product zinc finger protein 239-like. Lineage: Eukaryota; Metazoa; Chordata; Actinopteri; Acipenseriformes; Polyodontidae. The record is from RefSeq and is a predicted model, not a curated record. Gene Ontology annotation, molecular function: DNA-binding transcription factor activity, RNA polymerase II-specific; RNA polymerase II cis-regulatory region sequence-specific DNA binding. The coding region runs from base 1 to 1029 and encodes 342 amino acids. The transcript is spliced from 5 exons. Gene Ontology annotation, biological process: regulation of DNA-templated transcription.